AUGAUGAGGACGACAUCAAUCAUCGCGAUCGGUCCUGCUCAAUGGUCAUCGAGGUCAAGCUUUCUUCCAAUCGAGAACCGUCCGAAGGCGGCUGCGUUAUCCAUAGCAAGUCAACUACCACCAGAACUCCUCAUUCAGGUCCUCCGCCACCUUCACUCUCCUCGAGACCUGUAUCACGCUAUGCUCGUCUCUCGCGGGUGGGCAGAAUGUUCGGUGGAGCUUCUAUGGCAUAAACCGUCCUUCACAACCCUCUCUACCCUUGUCAAGUUGAUUCGCGUUAUAACCUCUUCCAAUCAGUCAUUCACCUACGUACGCUUCAUACGUCGGCUGAACUUCCUAUCCCUUGGUGCGGAACUCACAGAUGCUAUAUUCUCCCGCUUCGCCCAAUGCUCUCGCCUCGAGCGCCUCACGCUCGUUAAUUGUACCAGUGUAUCGGACACUGCCCUCUCUAGGGUGUUACCUUCGUGUCCCAAUCUCGUCGCGGUAGAUCUCACUGGUGUCGCAGACGCGAGCGAUCGUACCGUGGUGGCGUUGGCGUCCGCUUGUUCGCGUUUGCAAGGUAUCAACCUCGGGGGAUGCAAGCAAGUGACGAACAAAGGGAUAUUGGCGCUGGCCAGACAUUGCAAACUACUCCGUCGGGUCAAGCUCAGUGGACUCGAGACUCUAACUGAUGACGCAGUGUCGAUGCUGGCGAAGCAUUGCCCACUACUAUUGGAGAUCGACCUCAACGGUUGCAAGCUUAUCUCGGAUGUAGGCGUUAGGGAUAUCUGGAUGUAUUCGUUGCAAAUGCGCGAGAUGAGGUUGUCCCAGUGUGUCGAGCUCACCGAUGCAGCGUUCCCCGCCCCACCUGUCACCAUCGCCCAAGAUGGACCCACCGUUACCCCUUUCCCGCGUCCCUCUCCCGCCGAAAUACUGCCACCUUUACAUUUACCGCAUUCAUUCGACCACCUCCGAAUGCUUGAUCUUACGGCAUGCGCUCGUAUUACUGACACCGCGCUCGCAGGAAUUAUUGCCGUUGCGCCUAAGAUUCGGAAUCUUGUGCUGGCCAAAUCGACACAGAUCACUGAUGUUGGGGUCGAAAGUAUAUGCAAGCUGGGAAAGCAACUGCACUACUUGCACCUUGGCCACGCUUCUAAUAUCACAGAUAAGGGGGUCAAGAUGCUAGCAAGAAGUUGCACGCGGCUCAGAUACAUCGAUCUUGCCAAUUGUACUCACCUGACGGAUCUGUCGGUGUUCGAAUUGUCGACAUUGCAGAAACUCAGGCGGAUCGGUCUCGUCCGAGUCCAUAACCUCACCGACGAAGCGAUCUACGCGUUGGCUGACCGGCAUGCCACUCUGGAGCGAAUCCAUCUGAGUUACUGUGAACAGAUCAGCGUUAUAGCCAUACAUUUCCUUCUGCAGCGGCUAAGGAAGCUGACACAUUUGAGUCUCACUGGUAUUCCCAGUUUCAGGCGUAGCGAGUUGCAGAGGUUUUGCCGAGUACCGCCCCAAGAAUUCAACCAGACGCAGCGCGAUCAGUUCUGCGUUUAUUCUGGGAAGGGAAUCUCGCAAUUACGGGAUUAUUUGACUGCCCUCUUCAACACAAUCACAGACGGCGAAACUAGCUAUAGUGGUGAAGGCGAGGACGAUGAGGAUGUCAGAACUAUCGGGUACAGCGGCGUCGACGCAGACGAUGCCGAAGAAGAAGACGAAGAGGAUGACGACGAGUUCUAUGGGAGAAGGAGUGUUCAACGACUUUCCGUUCCAAUUGACGCCGGAGACUAUCGUUAUCGACCACCGCAUCAAAACGGCAUCGCUCAACCGUACCAGGAUUCAGCGACUCUACCAUCCAGCUCCUUCCAAACUCUUGCCCCUAAUCUAGGCCGCCGCCCUCCGACUGCUUUUGGACAACAACCAAUCAUCGAAUCCUCAGCGCCGACAUCGCCGGCGCGCAGUGAAGGCAGCUCCGUAGGGAACGGAGCGGCCUUCUUCAGAACGUAUGACCGCUUGGACCCCAGCGCCAGCUCCGAUCCCGCAUCCGCUGGUUCUUCUACGGACCCCCACAUUAGACGGGGUGACGGUGUUCUUACCCCCGAUCUCGUUUUCGCAGAAAUUGGCCACGGACGAGGAACGGAUUUCGAACCGAGCACUAGUCGGGCUGCUUUGCAUGGCUCCGGUCCUAGAUACGCAUCAUCUGCGGCGUGGGCUGCCGAGAUGAAUGCGGGCCCUCACCUAACCCCGAUGCAGGAUGCACGGAGCUCCUCUUCCUCUUCCCAAGUAACCAGAGAUUACAGCGGUUCCACACAAAAUCAUGAUCGCCAAUCUGAUUUCCAUGCUGCGACAGAAUCUGGUCGAGGUUACGCGGUUCCGCCUGUGGAUUCGAGACGUAUCCGGACCUCGGCCUCCAGAUCGAACUCUAUCCAGCCCGCUGGACAGCUCCGUUCACUCAUCGUCGUGGAAGAUGCGUUGGAAUUCCAGCAAAGUGGUAGAGACAGAGUCGGUAAUGGUAGCAGUGACUCCUUUACUAUCGGACUCCAUAACUCUAACAUGACGUCGGAGAGCAGAGGCCGCAGCAUGAAGAGGACCUUCCGCAAUACUCUCAAUGCCGCAGAACAUUAUGCUAGCUCUUUCCUUUUCGGCCACGGCCACAACUCAGGAUCCAGCAGCCGAGACAUAGUCUCGCCGCGCACUUCUUCCUCUACCCGACCAUAGACGAAGGUUGUGACGUUGCACGUACCCGUCGGAGCUAUAGGGUUGGAGAGUACUAUGAUGUACUUGUCGCGUAUAAUGUCCGACUAUCUGUUGAG
This is a messenger RNA of Gloeophyllum trabeum ATCC 11539, 2786 nucleotides long. RefSeq names its product RNI-like protein. NCBI's taxonomy places the organism in Eukaryota, Fungi, Basidiomycota, Agaricomycetes, Gloeophyllales, Gloeophyllaceae. The transcript is spliced from 4 exons. Bases 1 to 2691 code for a protein of 896 amino acids. The record is from RefSeq and is a predicted model, not a curated record. Gene Ontology annotation, molecular function: protein binding.